Molecule: messenger RNA, 3291 nt
Organism: Pipistrellus nathusii (Nathusius's pipistrelle)
Lineage: Eukaryota; Metazoa; Chordata; Mammalia; Chiroptera; Vespertilionidae
Source: the annotation of a GenBank genome assembly
AUGGGCCCUGCCUCGUGUCUAGGACGACCGACCCGGAUGGCGGCCGGCGAAGGGAGGAGGAUGGCCUCACAUCUCCGGCGGUUCUUGUCCACGUUUGUGCUCCUGUGUCUGAUGGGUCACGCCAGCGGCCAGGGGAAGGGUGCUCCUCGGGACCUGAAGUGUGUGACCAGCGACUUACAAGCGUGGGACUGUUCGUGGAGAGCGCCCCCGGGAGCAGGCCGAGAUGCGCUGUACGACGUUUGCAUCAAAAACAGGUCCCGUACUUGUUACCAGUUGGGGAAAACAAAUACUAAAAUCCCAGCGCUUGCACCUGGGCACUAUGAAAUCACGAUAAGCCCUCUGCAGGAUUUUGGAAGUUCUAUCAGCAGAUUCAUACUGAGUGAAAAAAAUGUGUCCCUCAUCCCAGACCCUCCGGAGAUCCUGCGCUUGUCUGCCAAUUUCUCAACUUCCACAUUGCACCUGGAGUGGAGUGACAGGGGCUCUGCGUUUCCCCGUAUCGCAAACGUCAUUUGGGAAAUUAAAGUCCUGCGUACAGAGAACAUGGAACUCGUAAAAUUAGAGACCCUCAACACCACCCUGAGCGGCGAGGACACAGUCCUCCGCUGGAGCUGGGCCUCGGACCUGCCCCUGGAGUGCGCCCCUCACUCCGUGGGCCUGCGGCGCUACGUCGACAGCACGCACUUCUCUGGCCGCAAGGAGUGGAGCGACUGGAGCCCCCUGCAGACCGUUUCCGGGUCUGCUGAUAUUCAGAAUAAGGCUUUUCCUCAAGACAAAGUGGUGCCUGUGGGCUCAGAUAUAACGUUCUGUUUUGUGACUCAAGAAGAAGUGUCCUCAGCGCAGAUCAGCAACACAAAGUAUCCCCUUAUUCAUCUCGAUGGGGAAAACGUGGCCAUCGAGGUCCAUAACAUUUCUGUUUCUAUAAGCAGUGGAACAAAUGUGGUUUUCAUGACAAACAAGGACGUGUAUGGAACAGUCAUUUUUGCAGGAUAUCCACCUGAUAUUCCUCAGAAGCUGAACUGUGAGACCUAUGACUUAAAGGAGAUUAUCUGCACGUGGGACCCCGGGAGGCCGACGGCCUUGUUGGGCCCUCGCAGUACCAGUUACACUUUGUUUGAAAGUUUUUCUGGAGAAUCUGUUGAAUUUAAAAGAGUUGUAGCGCCCAUAAAUGAAACCUAUCAGUUAUUCUUUCAAGUGCUUCCAAACCAAGAAAUAUAUAAUUUUACUUUGAAUGCUCUCAAUCCUCUGGGUCAAUCAGAAUCAACGAUUUUCAUCAACGUGACUGAGAAAGUUUGCCCGCAUACGCCUACUUCAAUCAGAGUGAAGGAUAUUAAUUCAACAGCUGUUAUACUUUCCUGGCACUUACCAGGCAGCUUUGCAAAGAUUAAGCUGUUAUGUCAAGUUGAAAUUAACAAAGCUAAUUCAGUACGGGAAUUGCGGAAUGUCACAAUCAAAGGAGUAGACAAUUCAAAUUACCUCAUCGCCGUGGACAAGUUAAGUCCGUACACCGUGUAUGCUUUCCGGAUUCGUUGUUCUAGUGAAACUUUCUGGAAAUGGAGCAAAUGGAGCAGUGAAAAACAAUAUUUAACCACAGAAGCCGUUCCUUCCAAGGGACCGGACACUUGGAGGGAGUGGCGCUCCGACGGGAAGAAUUUAAUAAUAUAUUGGAAGCCCUUACCCAUGAAUGAAGCCAACGGGAAAAUACUCUUCUAUAACGUAUCCUGUUCAUCAGAGGAGAAAACACAGUCCCUGUCCGAGAUCCCUGACCCUCAGCACAAGGCAGAAAUCCAACUGGACAAGCAUGACUACAUCAUCAGUGUGGUGGCCAAAAACUCUGUGGGCUCCUCGCCGCCUUCCAGGAUAGCCAGCAUGGAGAUUCCCAACAAUGACCUCAGAGUAGAGCAGACCAUCGGAACGGGCAACGGGGUCCUCCUCACGUGGAGCUACGACCCCAACAUGACCUGCGACUACGUCAUCAAGUGGUGCAACGCAUCCCAGCCGCAGCCCUGCCUCAUGGACUGGAAGAAGGUCCCCGCCCACAGCACCGAGGCCCUCAUCCAGUCGGAUCAGUUCCGCCCCGGCGUGCGGUACCACUUCUUCCUGUACGGCUGCCGGGACCGCGGCUACCAGCUGCUGCGCUCCGUCAUUGGUUACGUAGAGGAGCUGGCUCCAACCGUUGCACCAAAUUUCACUGUGGAGGACACAUCUGCAGACUCCAUCCUCGUGAAGUGGGAAGACAUACCCGUGGAGGAGCUCAGAGGCUUCCUGAGAGGCUACGUGUUCUACUUUGAAAAGGGAGAGAGAGACACCUCGAAGAUGCGAGGUCUGGAAUCAGGUCGCUCCGACGUGAAAGUGAAGAACAUCACUGACCUCUCCCAGAAGACACUGCGCAUCGCCGACCUCCAGGGCAAGACCAGCUACCACCUGGUCCUGCGAGCCUACACCAACGGCGGCCUGGGCCCCGAGAAGGGCAUGUUCGUGGUGACCAAGGAGAACUCCGUGGGGUUAAUCAUCGCCAUCCUCAUCCCCGUGGCCGUGGCGGUCCUUGUGGGGCUGGUGACCAGCGUCCUCUGUUACCGGAAGCGAGAAUGGAUAAAAGAAACCUUCUACCCUGAUAUUCCUAAUCCUGAAAACUGUAAAGCGUUACAGUUCCAGAAGGCCGUCUGUGAGGGAAGCAGUGCCCUGAAGACACUGGAAAUGAACCCCUGUACCCCGAACAGCGUCGAGGUCCUGGAAACGCGAACAGCGGUCCCGAAGAUGGAGGACACGGAAAUCGUUUCCCCCGUGGCCGAGCGGGCCCCGGACGGCUCCGAGGCGGAGCCCGAAAACCCCGUGGCCGUGUCCUACUGUCCCCCCGUCAUUGAGGAGGAAAUAGCGAACCCGGGGGCGGAGGAGGCCGCGGGCACCUCCCAGGUCGUGUACAUCGACGUGCAGUCCAUGUACCAGCCGCAGGCCCAGCCGGACGCGGAGCCGGACGCGGAGCCGGGCGCGGGCGGCGGCUACAAGCCCCAGAUGCACCUGCCGGUGACCCCCGUCGGGGGCGCGGUGGCCGCCGCCGGGGACCUGGACAGCGCCGCGGGCUACCGGCCUCAGGCCAGCGUGAACGCCUGGACCCUGGUGUCCCCGGACUCGCCCCGCUCCACGGACAGCGGCAGCGACGCCGUGUCCUUCGGGAGCCCGUGCUCCAUCAACUCCCGGCAGUUCCUGAUCCCCGCGAAGGACGAGGACUCCCCGCCGUCCAACGGCGGAGGCUGGUCCUUCACAAACUUCUUCCAGAGCAAACCCAACGACUAG